This is a messenger RNA of Penicillium manginii, 627 nucleotides long. RefSeq names its product SGNH/GDSL hydrolase family protein. The coding region runs from base 1 to 627 and encodes 208 amino acids. Gene Ontology annotation, molecular function: phosphatidylcholine lysophospholipase A1 activity. NCBI's taxonomy places the organism in Eukaryota, Fungi, Ascomycota, Eurotiomycetes, Eurotiales, Aspergillaceae. The transcript has a single exon. The record is from RefSeq and is a predicted model, not a curated record.
AUGCCCCUUGGUGGUUCAGUAACGCAAGGGGUCGGAUCGUCCACCGGCGCGGGAUAUCGCCGACCGCUACUAGAAAUGCUCCAGGAGCACGGCUUCGAUGUCCAAAUGGUCGGCUCACGCAAGACAGGCUCAAUGCUCAAUAAAAACCACGAGGGUUGGCCAGGGUUUAGAAUCGAUGAAAUUGAUAAAAAAGCCCGACUCUCCACGCCAGAACUAUUGCCUCACGUCUUUGCUAUUAAUGCUGGAUCGAAUGACUGCCUCCAGUCUUUCAAGCUCGAAGAAGCAGGAGACAGAUUAGGCGACAUGCUCGAGUAUCUUUGGCAAACGUCCCCGAACUCCACGAUCAUUCUAUCUACUCUUGUAGUCAGCGCAGAUAAGCAGACUGACUCAAACGUCGUGUAUGUGAACGACCAGUUCCGCGCUCUCGCAAAGCGGAAAUCAAACGAGCAGAAAAAAAUCGUCUUCGUCGACAUGUAUAGUGAGGCUGGUCCUCAGAUCGAUUGCUUGGUCGACGGCAUACACCCGGAUAAUGAGGGCUAUGAGCAAAUGGCGAAGCUGUGGAUGAAUGGAGUUUUGGAAGCCCUGAAAAGGGGGUUCUUGCCGAGAUCGGAAGAAGAUAGCGAAUAA